This is a messenger RNA of Closterium sp. Naga37s-1, 1314 nucleotides long. The record is from the annotation of a GenBank genome assembly. Lineage: Eukaryota; Viridiplantae; Streptophyta; Zygnematophyceae; Desmidiales; Closteriaceae.
AUGCUCUCAUCUGAGCUGGAAUCGCUCCGUUCCGUUCUAAACAGCGAGCAGCAGCGAAUGAGAAUCGUGGAGCAGCAAAGGGAUGAGGCGUUGGAGGGAGCGAGAGAAGCAGAAGUAGCGCUAGGCAUGGCUGAGCGGAAGCUCCAGGAACAGCAUCAGCAGAUUCUGAAAAUGCAAGCCGGAGGUGAUGCAGAAGGAGGCUGGCGAAUCAAAGGGCUUGUUCCUGCAUCACAGAUAGACGAGGCUCAGAAGCUAAUGGGGGAUCAGCUCAGAGAAAUUUCGGCGCUGAAAGGUCAGCUCAAGUCCGUCAAGGCUUCCUUUGAAGCUCAAGCUUUGCAGCUGAAGUCUGUGGAAGGCGAGCUGGCAGAUCAUACUGACAAGGUCAGCCAGACGAAUGAAGCGCUGACAGCGGCUGAGGCUGAAAAUAACCGUUUAUCGAUGGAGAGAAACGAGCUAAAGGAUGAGGUAGGCCGAUUGCAAGCAGAGAUUGUGGACCUGACUGGCUUGAAGACUGCUGGCGAGGAAAGGGAGAGGAAAAGCGAAGAGGUGAUUGAAGAUUUGCAGUCACGGUUUGUGGAGAUGGAGAGACAGAAGGAUGAGGCUGUGAAAGAGAUAGAGAAGGUGUUAGGAGCAGUGAUCUCAGAGGUCCAAGAAGAGAAGGAGAAAGUCGGCGUGGAGCUGGCAGAAUCUAGAAAUAAGGCUGAAGAAUUGGGGAAGUGGGUAUCAGAGUUAAAAGAGAUGAUUCAGGAGAUGCAGUCGAAGAUUGAAGAGAUGGAGGGAGCUGCGAAUAUGCGGGAUGCUGAGAUCCACGCCUUGAGACAACAAUUGCAGGCCGAAGAGCAAGAGGUGAUGGUGAAGGAGAAGCAGAUUGCAAAACUGACUGCUGACACUAAGACACUGAAUGAGUUGAUGACCAAGGCAAUGGAGAGCAGGCAAGGCAUGGAAGUUCACCUGGAGGCGAAGGGGAGGGAGGUGGAGGAAAUAAGAGGCGGAUUGAGGCAGGCCGAAGCAAAGGUUGCAGCGCUGGAGAGGGAGCUGUCAUGGAAGGAUGGCAGGCUCAAGGCCGUGGAGGAAGAUGCUCAGGCGAAGCAGCUGCAGGUAAAGCGAUUGGAGGGCCAACUGGUGGAGGUGCAGCAACAGGUGGGGGUGGUGCAGCGUGAGAAGGAGGCUUGGAUGGGCCGGUUCUGGGCACUGGAGCAGGAGAAGACAUCAUUGGAUGCAGAGUUGUAUGAGCUGAGUCACCUGAUGCUGAUGAAGGAGAGGGAGGUGCAGGCAUUGCAAGCUGCUCAGGGCUACGGGCUGGAUUCUGACUGA